Molecule: messenger RNA, 1026 nt
Organism: Girardinichthys multiradiatus
Lineage: Eukaryota; Metazoa; Chordata; Actinopteri; Cyprinodontiformes; Goodeidae
Gene: nsmce1
Product: NSE1 homolog, SMC5-SMC6 complex component
Exons: 8
Coding region: 161-904 (247 amino acids)
Biological process (GO): DNA damage tolerance; double-strand break repair via homologous recombination
Cellular component (GO): Smc5-Smc6 complex; nucleus
Molecular function (GO): ubiquitin-protein transferase activity
Source: RefSeq, a predicted model, not a curated record
GCAGCCAAACGUGUCCUGCAGCGAUGUGAUUCAAUGUUUUAGCCGCGGACUGAUGUUUGGCAGUACCCUCCCAAGCAGUAGGUGGCGCUAAUUCACUAUAACAGCACGUUUACGUAUUCCGGAAGAAGACAACACGGAAGGCGCGUUGUGUGCAGGAAACAUGUCGAGGCAGCUGGGAGACAGCCAUCGAAGGUUUCUACAGACCAUGAUGGCCAUUGGCAUCACUAAUGAACAAGAAGCAAAAGCACUUUAUCAGCACUGCUGUGAAACACACAAGACACCAUGUGUUACUGACAAAUUGGACGAGUUCAUUGAAGCCAUCAAUUCCAGGCUGCAGCCCAUGUUCAUGCAGAUUAGAAAAGGCAUGUCUGAGGAAAAUGGUCUCCAGUACUACGCCUUGGUCAACAUGGCGGAAACAGAUAUCACCAGAAUGACGUCAGAUUACGCUGAAAACGAACUGGAGCUGUUCAGGAAAACGAUAGACCUAAUUGUUAGCUCUGAAAAUGGGAAGGCCUCCUCCACUGACAUACUGAACAGCACCGACACGAUGACCUCUAAAAAGAUGAAGAAGAGUGAAACAGAGCACCUUCUGACUCGACUUGUGCAGGACAAGUGGCUUUGUGAGAGGCGUGGGGAGUACACUCUGUCCACUCGAUGUAUCAUAGAGAUGGAGCCAUAUAUUCGUGCAAUGUUUCAAGACCAGGUCAAAGUGUGCCACAUCUGUCACAACAUCGCCUUUCAGUGCCAAAUUUGUGAGAAUCCCUCCUGUGGAAUAAAAAUCCACAACCCGUGUGUGGCCAGAUACUUUAAAGGAAGAGUGGAGCCACGCUGUCCAGCUUGUGAGGACUUUUGGCCACAUGAAAUCCCUGAUGUAAGAAGACUCCAUUCUCAGUCUAAGAAAUGAGGACUUCCAUGUUGGUUGUUGUUUGUUUUGUAAAAUUGUUUAAGAUUUUUAACAAAAGCUUGAUUUUAAACAUACUGUAUAUUUCCUUUAACUUUUAUGCAAAUAAACUAGAUUGUCUUUAA